This is a messenger RNA of Anopheles stephensi (Asian malaria mosquito), 2283 nucleotides long. It is a transcript of the gene eIF4E1, whose product is annotated as eukaryotic translation initiation factor 4E1. Gene Ontology annotation, molecular function: RNA 7-methylguanosine cap binding; translation initiation factor activity. The record is from RefSeq and is a predicted model, not a curated record. Gene Ontology annotation, cellular component: eukaryotic translation initiation factor 4F complex; cytoplasm. The transcript has 4 exons. Bases 163 to 828 code for a protein of 221 amino acids. NCBI's taxonomy places the organism in Eukaryota, Metazoa, Arthropoda, Insecta, Diptera, Culicidae. Gene Ontology annotation, biological process: translational initiation.
AUCCCGGUUCGAGCAGUCGGGCCGGCCGUUCGAGCACUUUCCAUGAGCCAAAAGAGCUCGACUGAAGCGUCAUCGCGGAAGCUGCUAUCUGGCUGGUUAGGCAGUUUCGCUGCAGUUCUUUCUUUCACGUAAAAUAUUAAAAAAUAGUUCAGCUGAACAACUAUGGCAGGAAAAACCAAUGAAGAAGUUGAGCAACAGCAACAAAAAAAUGAAAACGAAAAUGCAGAACAGACCCAAAGCCAGGAGCUGGCCGAGCAGUCGAACGCCCCGGAAACGAUCGAUCCAGAAUGUCUGAUCAAGCAUCCGCUGCAACACACCUGGACACUGUGGUAUCUGGAAGCGGAUCGUACGAAAUCAUGGACUGACUCGAUGAACGAAGUAACCAGCUUCUCUACCGUGGAAGAUUUCUGGAGCCUUUACAAUCACAUUCGUGGACCGUCCGAGAUCAAGGUGGGCGGUGACUACAUGCUGUUCAAAUCGCACAUUCGUCCCAUGUGGGAAGACGAAGCGAACAAGCACGGUGGCCGAUGGACGCUUACCAUUCAGAAACACCUGUCGGACAAAUACUGGUUGGAGACGGUGCUAUGCUUAAUCGGAGAGGCGUUCGAAUGCUCGGAACAGGUUUGCGGUGCGAUUGUAAACGUUCGCCAGAGGAUUGAUAAAAUCUCCAUCUGGACUGCCAACUACGAGAAUCACGCAGCAGUAAUGCACAUUGGAAAAAUUUACAAGGAUCGAUUAAAGCUCCGGGAAAGCAUUCAGUAUCAGCUUCAUAAAGACACGAUGAUCAAAUCGUCCUCGUCCGGAACGAAAACCACGUACACCGUUUAAUUGAUUGCUCUGUGUCCCGGCUGGAACCCUUUUUUUCCCGUGAAUCACUGGUUUGUCGCGGGCGCUACGAAAAUACGAUGCAAUGACGAAACGCAUGGGAUGAAACUAUAGCGCAAAGAAGCAAGGCGAUCGAAGUGUGCGGCGACACAAAGAAACCCCCGAAUGCGAAUAACCAAGAUGGAAACAGGAAGCAUUGUGAAGUGAACGAGGAAAGCGUGCGAAACAUCGUCGAUAUGUACAGGAAAACGGAUUUCAUUUUUUUUUUAAAGCCGUUUUUGGGAGCUGAGCGGAAAUCAACUCCCACAGUCGUGUCGCAACGAUCGCGAAACGCAAAAAAAAAAAGAGCAAAAAUGUUUGAUUUUUCCCUUAAAAUUUGGAUCUUUGUACCGCUUGUCUACUUCGAUCGAUCGCGCUACCCUAGUGCUAGUCGUCCGUACGAUUUUAAGGGUACUUUAGUGUGCGUGUGUGAGAGAGUGUAGGAUAGAUCUAAUGAAUUGCUCACGGGGAGGAAAAGAAAAUAUAGGCUCGCCCGCGCGCAUCGCGAAACUGUGGAUCGAUCUGUGGCAUUCGUUAUCACCCCCUCCUCCUAUUCGUUGACUGAUUGUUCCCUCUUUUCAUUUUUUACUUGCGUGUGCCCAAGCGCAUCCCUCGACCACAGACAGAAAGCCCAUGUGUGUUCAAUCAGCAACGUCUGCCCUGAAUUUGAUGUUUCUAUUGUGCUUUGGCAAGCUUUUCGCGAGUGAAACGAAUGCUUACCGAUGAUUCUGCAUAUUUGAUUUCUUCACCCGGAUUAGAGCAAAUGAAAAACGAAAGGAUAAAGGAAAUUGUGGUAGGAAGAAGGCGUGUUCCGGAGUUUCCUUUGUACAGAGCUCUGGUGCAGGGAAAGCAGUCCAGGCAGGUUCAGGCAGCAGCAUCUUUAUAGAUUUUUCUUUCUUUGUUAAUUCACCCAUAGACUACGCAAGGGAAUAGUCUUUGAGCAUUACCUUUCUUUUUUUGUUUUGGGGGGGGAUUGUUUCGCUAGUCGAUUUACUUGAUCGAUCGUGAACGAAUGUUCAUACCUAGUGCAUGAUGAGUGUAGCAGCACGAAGAGAGAACGUUACUAAACUACUGUGAAGCCUAGCUGUAUGCUGCAGUAGUGGGUGUAGUACGAGCUUCUGUUUUGCGCUGGUACGUAUCGGUAAUUAGGAUAUCCAUAGAAUGGAAUUGCGGUUUUGUAUUGAACACAUAUGUUACUGGAACUAUCUCUACUAAUUAAUGUACUAUUGUUUAUGAAUAAUUUUGCAUACAAAUAAGCACUUACUCGGCGCUGAACACACGUAGAACGCGGAGCUGCUGCUGCUGUUUGAUUAAUUUGUAAUACAAUUUAUAUAACUUUAUGUUUAAUCCGAGUGCAUCGUAAAUUAUACAGUAAGGAAAACUCGUUGGAAAAGAAAUAUAGAACAUGAGGUUAAUGAA